UUUCAAAGUUAUUUGACAUACUUUCUACCAUAUUUCAACAUGACAGUUUCGUAAUUUCGCAUAUAUUUUAUUAAUGAUUCCAAUCAUUAUUUUCUAAAUUUUAGUUACUUUUUAUUCACAUGCAAACCUACAAAAUUUGCAAUACAGAUUUAAGUUAUUUUUCAAAAACUAAAGAUGUAGUUGAAGAACAACAACAAACUUCUAAAUGUACAAUUCUAAAGAAAGACAACGGGAAAUGGUUCAGUCCACGAAGGCUCUCACCAGUUCAUAAUAAAGACUCGGUGCCUUCAAUUACCACGAUAUCUCAGAUGAGAAAGCAGACUUACCAAAGCGCAAAUAACAUAUAUGCUGAGAACGAAAAUUGGUAUUAUCGUUUCAAUCCGAUAACGGCAAGUUGGCCAAUCAACUUUCGACCAAUAUUGGAGAAUAAAUCAAUUGGUACCGUACCGUCAAGUGGUAGUAUAAAGAGUGAUGGUUUGUUAAAACAUAGGAGUACCAUAACAACGUUGAGUGGAUCUGGAAAAGAGACGAGGGAUGCCGCUAAUUUCGUAGCUCCUUGUCCUAAACAUAUACAUAGACUCGCACUUCCUCCUUUCAAGAAUCCUUUGAAACAAAAAGAUACAACCCAGUUUGCAGAUGGUCAGAAAAUUAAUAAAUGUCCCCUAGUUACCAAAGGACAGCAUUUUACCAUCGGUACCCAAGUGAGUUUGAUAUUCAUUGACCCUAAAAAUGUGAACAAUAUGUAUAAAACGAACGACGAUAUCUCAAUUCGAUCUAAAGUGAAAAAUGGAAAAACCAAACAUUCUGGAAAAUCCAAUACAAGCAUUAGUAGUUGGGAUUAUUUUGAUGAUAGGUUACCGGAAAAUAGGCGUUGGGAGGAAAAACGCAUUACAGGAAUAUCAACCAGGCAAAGGUCCAAUCCUAUACUAACCCGUUCGAAACAGGAAUUGUAUAAAAAUUUAGAUAGUCCCUCGGCACAAAUGAUGACCGGCAAUGGUGGCAGAAACUACUUUCCCGGUAAAAAAUAUAACAAACAAUUAUUCCAUGUGUAUCCUAUGCAGUGUUCCUCCAAUUAUAAACAUCCUGAUAUAGACAGAGAAGAUACUGAAUUACAUAUGUCGUCGAAACCUGAACGCGUGAUACCGACAGUGAGAAAUUCUUCAGGAACAUUAAAUUACAAUGAAAUAGACAACCAAGAAAGUAGAAUGAAUAACUAUUUCAGUUCAGGAUUACCGAAAAAAAAUACAUAUAAACUUCCCGAUUCGGACGAAUUCGUAAACAGAAAUUCUCAAUUAACAUCUUCUGUCGAAGCUAUACCAGCAACGUUCAAAGAUUCGAUACCGAAAUGCUCGUUGCACAACAACGUCGGCUGUCAAAAUUCAAUAUGUAAAACCAAAUCAUCUUAUUUGCUAAGAAGACACCGUUAUUAUGAAGCUAUAAUGGAUCAGGUACAUUAUAUAAAGCGGAGAAUCAAAUCUUUGAAUUUUACUCUGAGAGAUGUGGAGCAGCUCUUCAGUUUAAUUGAAAAAGCUAAUGAGGAUUUAAUGAACUAUCCGGAAGAUCCUAAAGAUAAAUUGUUGGCGAAGAAAAACAAACUUAAAUGGGAAGGUUUCCAUAAAAAAGUAAAAUCCAGUAAGGACGAAACGAAGUAUACCCUGGACACAAUCAAACAACUUGAACAACUCUUUGAUACGGUUUUGAUGAACAUUGAAAUGUGCGAAAACAAAUUUGAUCCGUCUGAUAAACAGCUUGGUGAUAGACGUAAUUUACAACUGAGUUUGAUCGAACUUGAAGAAAAUCUAAAAGAAUUUGAAUUUUUGAGAAAUUGUAAAAAAGGUUGGAUACACAAGCAACUGAUUCUUCUAAACGAUUACGAGAUGGAACUAAUCAAAAUUCGAAAUAUUCUACAAAGUAUUAUCUUAUCAUAAAAACUUUUCGUGAAAUAUUGUAAUUUGUAAUAUUUAAAACAGCCUAUAGGUCGAAUAAAAGUUUUCAUUUCUAAAAC
This is a messenger RNA of Diorhabda carinulata, 2005 nucleotides long. RefSeq lists its product as uncharacterized. NCBI's taxonomy places the organism in Eukaryota, Metazoa, Arthropoda, Insecta, Coleoptera, Chrysomelidae. Bases 120 to 1928 code for a protein of 602 amino acids. The transcript is spliced from 12 exons. The record is from RefSeq and is a predicted model, not a curated record.